Molecule: messenger RNA, 2475 nt
Organism: Pelobates fuscus (common spadefoot toad)
Lineage: Eukaryota; Metazoa; Chordata; Amphibia; Anura; Pelobatidae
Gene: IL18RAP
Product: interleukin 18 receptor accessory protein
Exons: 10
Coding region: 30-1781 (583 amino acids)
Biological process (GO): interleukin-18-mediated signaling pathway
Molecular function (GO): interleukin-1 receptor activity; interleukin-18 receptor activity
Source: RefSeq, a predicted model, not a curated record
CAUAAUGACUGAUGGGACCGAUUUGAAAUAUGCUGCUGUUCGUUCUGUCUUUUUGGUACGCCUUUGCAAAACAAGUAUUAAUGACAGAUGGUGCCUUGAAAAAUUUUCAACAUAGUUUAAGUGAACCAUGUCUCAAAUAUCAGGCAUUUGCUGGAGAGAAUAUUUUUUUCCUAUGUGCACCACCUUCUGUUGAACCAAGAUAUAUUCAGAACACAUCUGGAAAUAAUUUUGCCUGGUUCUUUCAAGACAGAACUGGUCAUAUAAAUGCAAUUAAGUUUAUUGAAGGUUCACCUAUACAGAUGAAAGAAAAUGCACUUUGGUUUUCACCGGUACAAAUAAAGGAUUCUGGAAUUUACAUCUGCAACGCAACAACAUUCAAUUUAAAGAUACGCCUUGUUGUUAAAGAAAAAGAAAACUGUUUGAGAUAUUCUCAAAGUCAGCUCUUUUUAAAAAUCAGCACAAAAAGAACGAUUACCUGUCCUUCACUGAGUUGUCACAAUAAGCAAAAUACGUCAAAUGUUAUAUGGUACAAGGAUUAUAAAAAAGUGACCGAGAGACCAGAAAGAUUUUCUUUAAAAUUAUUAAAUGACAAUAUUAUACUGGAAUAUAUAAUCUAUAGUGACAAAGGAAUAUAUACAUGUGAAUAUACUGUAGAAAUAGAUGGAGAACAAUGGAUAGUAAGAGCAACUAUAAACAUUGAAACUGGGGUUAAUGACACAUGGCAACCUCCCCAUAUUUUAUUUCCCACCAAUGGAAGUACUAUUGAAGCAGAGCUUGAAAAACCUCUUCAACUUAUAUGUAGAGUACAUUUUGGCUAUGAGAGAAUAUUCAAACCAUAUAUAAAAUGGACGAAGCUGGAUUCAGAAUCUAAAGAAAUCCUCCUUGAAGAAACUAACAGAUGUAACAAUGAAAAAGACGUUGAAGGUACACAGUGUUUCCUGACAACCAGGAUAAAUAAAGUUAGUUUAGAGGAACUUAAUGACAUUUAUCGUUGCUAUGCCCAGAAUUCAGUGGGAAAUUCAACAACAGUGAUUAAGCUAGUGCAGAAACACACAGACAUUGUAUUUCUAGUGUAUGUGCUAUCUGUUUCUGUGGCAGUGCUAGUGUUUUCUCUAGCAGGGAGUGGAAUGAUUUAUUUUUACUGGAUUGAAAUUGUGCUAGUUUACAGGAACUAUUUGUCAAAGGAUGAGACUAUUGGGGAUCAUAAGGAUUUUGAUGCUUUUAUAUCCUAUGCAAAGCACAACUGGGAGACUGAUGUGGAGGAUUCCAUGAACAGUUAUAAUGAAGAAAGAUUUGCAACACAGUUGCUGCCAAGUAUACUGGAGGACAAAUAUCAAUAUAAGCUUUGUAUCCUAGAAAGAGACAUUCUUCCAGGAGGAGCUUAUAUUGAAGAUGUUGUUGAAAUGAUAAAAAGGAGCAGGAGAGUGAUUUUUGUACUAUCCCAAGAAUACAUCAGUGGACCAAGUUUGUUUGAAUUGGAAGCAGCGGUCAAGUGCUCCUUAGAAGAAGAAGCACUCAGGUUGAUUCUGGUUAAGUUUAAACCAUUUAAAGUACCUGAGACCAUACCAAAUGUUGUAAAGAAGGCCUUGAAUGCUCUGCCCAUUGUCUGCUGGAAGGAGUGCUCUAAUAAGACUGCAUUUCAUGAAGCUAAGUUCUGGAAUAAGAUCAGAUAUUACAUGCCAGUCCAGCACAGGAAAAGUAAAACAGAAAGCAAUGAAACUGAGAAAACCAGCUUUUGUAAUAAUGGAAAUUCUAUUUUGAUGGAACAGUUCCUAACUUGAUAAACUCAUGGAUCAUGUCAGAAAAGAACAAAGUGGAAGAAUAUGGAAGACAUAAUAAUAUCCGAAUAGAAGAUUCUCUACUAACUAUUGAAAUAACUUCGUCAAGAAAAUAGAUUGUUUACAGAGAAAGCUCAUUUUGCACCCAAGGAAUGGGUUUCAGUAAGCAGUGCCAGCAUGUUAGAAAUUAAUAUGAUUUGCAAUAUUUUGUCCCACAAUUUCCCAUGCAAAAUUGCCUACCUUGAUGUUUUGUGUUAAAUAUAACUGAUGUUAUUACGUUUUGCUAAUAACAGAUAAUUGAAACGCAGAGUUGAAAUAAAGAAUCUUCUUUCACAUUUCAUGUACUUAAAAACAACAAAAAUAAAGUGCUUUAGAGGACAGAUGCCAUUCUGGGACAAUCCUGUGGUGCAGGUAGCUAUAUGCAUAGGAAAACAUUGUGUAAGGAAAACAUUUCAGAAUAUUGCAACCAAUGUUCUGAUUAUAUUUUCUUGAAGUCCAAUAACCUCUUGUUUACUGACAAACAUUCCACAAUCCCCAAGUGAAUAUUCAAAGGCUUUAUUUGAGAUAAUACCUAAUAAUGAAGUCAGGCACUUUGCAAACUUCAUAAAUUAGUUAUAAAAAUAGAGCUGUGUACAAUGAAUCCCGAAUAACACUGCUUCAAUAGUGAAUUACAGUGAUUGUUCUCAAAUGCAUGGAA